AUGAACGGUGGUCGAUUUGAUUUUGAUGAUGGAGGGACAUAUUGCGGGGGCUGGGAAGAGGCCAAGGCCCAUGGUCAUGGUAUCUGUACCGGUCCUGAAGGAAAAGGAGAAUACGCUGGAGCAUGGCAUUAUGGAUUCGAGGUAAGGAGCUUUAAAACUUUCUUCGAGCGUAACCCUUAUCUCCAGUGGUCGGAGUCACAUUGGGUUUGAAUUGUUGUGUCAUCUUUACGCAACAUUUUAGGUCUCUGGUGUUUAUACAUGGCCGACUGGUACCACAUACGAAGGACAGUGGCAGAACGGAAAGCGCCAUGGACUCGGUAUUGAGUCAAGGGGCAGAUGGGUAUACCAAGGCGAGUGGGCUCAGGGAUUAAAAGGCCGAUAUGGGCUUCGACAGUCUCGUCAUUCCAAAGCUAAUUACCUGGGUACUUGGUUCGGUGGACUUCAUGAUGGCUACGGGACCGAAACAUAUGCUGACGGAGGUAACUAUUUAUCUUUAGUUUAAACCAAUUGCUCUUUUCGGAAGACUCAUCCCAGAGAAAAUGAUUGGUGAGAUAUUAUUAAAGCUCUGAUCCUGAAAAUAGAGCAGGAUCGUUAAACGUGAGAAAACUUACCAUAUGUUUGCAGGAACCUAUAAAGGCCAAUGGCUCCGAGGCAUGAGGCAUGGCUACGGGAUAAGGACAAGUGCGCCGUAUGCAGUAGCAGCAAAGUAUAGGGCUCGUUCUCAUACAAACGCUUCGUUCACUAGCCUGAGGUCUGACAUUGGUCCCGAAGAGACAAGUGAUAAAAAGAAGAAGGAGAAAUCGGGGUCAGGACUCGACAAUGAAGAUGAAUUUCGUGGUGGUUUUGUACUCCGACUAAGAAGCGAUGCCCCGACUAAACGUCGCCGAUCUUUGUCUGAACGGUCGUUGGCUGUGAAACGUACUAUCUUGAGUAACCUUCGAAUCAAAAAGCAGCAUUCAACAGGGGACAUUCAUCAGCGGGUCACUUCAAUGACGGGUAGUCUGAAAUCCAGCGGAAGUACAAUGAGUUGUACCUCUGACGAAGACGGCGAGAAACAUUUAAAUGAUUAUUAUUUGGCUCCGGUACGUUCCAGGCUAUCAAGAUAAUCGAAAACUUAGGAAGAACGAGUUGCAGAUGAUGUUGUCGAAAGUUACAGAGGAGAAUGGAAGAACGACAAAAGAAGCGGCUUCGGAAUUUGCGAUAGGACUGAUGGAGUUCGUUUUGCAGGAGAAUGGGCGAGCAAUCGGAAACACGGGUAUGGAAUCACCUUCUUCAAAGACGGGACGUAAGUAGAAAGCAUGCAUAAGUAAUUUAACGUGUUCAGAAAGGAAGAAGGGCGUUACAAGAAUAACAUUUUGGUGUGUAGUACUCGACGAAAGGGAUUACUAUUUGUCCGAUCAUCGAAGCUUCGAGAACGAAUAGAAGCCAGUAUAGAAGCAGCGAAGCGUGCUGCAGACAUGGGUAAGUUCGCAAAUAAGUCGUAAUAUUUCCUUCAACCUCAUGCCAAUUUUAAAUCAAACGGGUUUAAAUUACAGCGGCACAAAGGGUAGACAUUGCCAUGUCGAGAACGGCAACUGCCCAGGAGAGAUCCGAAGCCGCAAUUGAUUCCGCAGCGAGAGCCCGGGAUGAUGCAAACACUGCCAGGAUACAUGCAGCCCAAUUUGACCCUAAUUUCAGGCAACCAGGUAAGAAUGCGCAAGACUUACGACCGUACGCUACAGGGAUCGAACACAUUAGACAAGCACGCCAUCGACUCGGUGAUUCAGUUUACCAGAACCAUGUAUCUUUCGAGUCGACGGGCAGCGGGCAUCCUGUGUCUUUUGAACAACCUCAUCAUUCGCAAAAUUAUCUCCAGCCAGAUUCUCAGCUACUCCCCCAUUCAUCUUUCAAUAACCCUCAGUUUUAUCCACAACAAGACUCUUAUAACCAUCAGGCAACCACUUCAAACUCUCAGCCGCAACAGCUACUGCAUCCAUCUAUGCCCACAUAUGAAAACCAGGCCUCGCAAAGAGACCAACAUGGUUACGAAGAGGCAUCAACACCUCAAAAUCAUCAAGCGCUGCAGAAUCAAUAUCAGACCCCACAAAUUCAACUCCAAAAUCAGCAGCAAACCCAACCCUUUCUUCAACAGCAGUAUCAGCCACAAGGCUUGCAAGCAAAUGAUCGCUCUCAAGUACCCAACAACGUAAAUAUAGGGAACACACAUGUACCUGAUGUAGAAACACUUGGAAACCAUAUAAAUUAUAACCCCCAAACAUCUCAACAACCAGACGAAGCCCAUAUCUUUGCUGAACCCGUCACUCGUUUUCGAAAAGGUCGGUCGAAUGCAGACCAAACGUCUACGAUGUCUCUAUCAGAUGAUCAUUAUGACCAGUAUGCAAUGAACCGUUCGAAUUCGGCAGGAGGACCCCACCUAAGACGGAAUCGGCCGUCUCUGACUCGACAAUCUGAGGUUCUGGCAGACGGUGUGGUAAGAUUUGGUUUGCAUUUUAUUGAACCUUUCUGCUGUAACCCCCAUCUGCUAUCUGUUAACCGAAUUUUUCUGUAGCAUUUGAAUCGGCGUUCGACGUUGGCCUCAGCCCGCGACCGCGCAAUUCCAUCAAAGCCGGCAAAUUCUUUUUACAAAAAUGAACCAGCCUCGGAUGUAGACGAAAGGGGAUCACUGCCUAAUCUAGACGAAUUGGCACAACAAGGUGUCUGUCUUAGACGGGAAGACGCCGCUCGCCUAGCGUCUCAACGCCGUCAAGAAGCCCAGCGACUACAAGAAGAGGAAGAACUUCUUCGCGCCAAUCCCCUCAGAUACCUCUAUCAUCCAGCUCUCCGGGUAUUUCUUUUUUCAUUUUCUUCUAUUUGAGUUAAAAUUUUGUUAGUUUGGAACACAAGAUGAUAUCAAAUAUUAAAACGCCAAUUUCAGAACUGGAUUUACAACAACAAGGGUCUUAUCUUGUUGGUGGCCUUCAAUGUGUGUCUUAUCUAUGUUUUAUUUUACCUGCUCACCUACGACAGGAAUCCGAACGAUUGA
This is a messenger RNA of Bursaphelenchus xylophilus (pine wood nematode), 3022 nucleotides long. Lineage: Eukaryota; Metazoa; Nematoda; Chromadorea; Rhabditida; Aphelenchoididae. The record is from the annotation of a GenBank genome assembly.